This is a messenger RNA of Fragaria vesca subsp. vesca, 1669 nucleotides long. Its product is annotated as calcium and calcium/calmodulin-dependent serine/threonine-protein kinase-like. The record is from RefSeq and is a predicted model, not a curated record. The coding region runs from base 1 to 1572 and encodes 523 amino acids. Lineage: Eukaryota; Viridiplantae; Streptophyta; Magnoliopsida; Rosales; Rosaceae. Gene Ontology annotation, biological process: peptidyl-serine phosphorylation; intracellular signal transduction; protein autophosphorylation. The transcript is spliced from 7 exons. Gene Ontology annotation, molecular function: calcium-dependent protein serine/threonine kinase activity; calmodulin binding; ATP binding. Gene Ontology annotation, cellular component: nucleus; cytoplasm.
AUGGGACAAGAAACUAGGAGACUCGCCGACGAGUAUGAAGUGGCUGAGAUUUUAGGGAGAGGAGGAUUCUCAGUAGUGAGGAAAGGGAUAAGCAGAAAAGAAGGUAGCAGUGAAAAAAACAAUGUUGCCAUCAAAACACUCAAAAGACCGUUUGGGGGUUCUUCCUCUUCCACAUCAAAAAAUUCUUCAUCCAAUCCUGGUUUGAGGCAGGGGUUCCCUGUCCCGACUAGGAAACAAGUCUCGAUAUCUAAUGUUUUGCUCACAAAUGAAAUCUUGGUCAUGAGGAAGAUCGUUGAGAAUGUGUCGCCGCAUCCGAAUGUGAUUGACCUCUAUGAUGUGUAUGAGGAUGAGAAUGGUGUUCACCUUGUGCUGGAGCUUUGUUCUGGUGGGGAACUCUUUGAUAGGAUUGUGAAGGAAGAGAGGUACUCUGAGGUAGGGGCUGCAGCUGUAGUCAGGCAGAUUGCACAAGGUUUAGCUGCUCUGCACAAGUCAAAUAUUGUUCAUAGGGAUUUGAAGCCUGAGAAUUGUCUGUUCUUGAAUAGUUGUGAUGAUUCUCCUUUGAAGAUUAUGGAUUUCGGUCUCAGUUCUGUCGAGGAGUUUACUGACCCUGUUGUUGGCUUGUUUGGUUCCAUUGAUUAUGUAUCACCAGAGGCUCUUUCUCAGGGACAAAUCACUUGUAAAAGUGAUAUGUGGGCUCUUGGUGUAAUCUUGUAUAUCCUUCUCUCCGGAUACCCACCUUUUAUUGCUCAGUCGAAUCGGCAGAAGCAGCAGAUGAUAAUGGCUGGAGAAUUCAGCUUUUACGAGAAAACUUGGAAGGGAAUUUCCUUAUCAGCCAAGCAAUUAAUAUCAGACCUCCUCAAAGUUGACCCUGAAAAGAGACCUAGUGCUCAAGAGCUUUUGGACCAUCCAUGGGUUGUAGGUCUUUCAGCCAGAGAGGAUCAAAUGGAUGCUGAGAUUGUGUCACGACUGCAGAGUUUUAAUGCUCGACGCAAACUCCGAGCUGCAGCAAUAGCUAGUGUGUGGACAACUUCUAUUUUCUUGAGGACAAAGAAGCUCAAAUCAUUACUAGGGUCCCAUGACCUUAAACAGGAGGAAAUCCAGAACCUGAGUUUGCAUUUUAAGAAGAUAUGCAAAAUGGGUGAUAAUGCGACGCUGUCUGAAUUUGAAGAGGUACUGAAAGCAAUGAAAAUGUCAUCACUGGUCCCUUUAGCACCCCGUAUUUUCGACCUAUUUGACAACAAUCGAGAUGGAACAGUAGACAUGCGAGAGAUACUCUGUGGUUUCUCUAGUCUCAAGAAUUCACAAGGAGAUGAUGCUCUCCGCCUCUGCUUCCAGAUGUAUGAUACAGAUCGGUCGGGAUGCAUCAGUAAAGAAGAAGUGGCAUCUAUGUUGAGGGCUUUGCCAGAUGACUGCCUACCAGCUGAUAUUACCGAACCAGGGAAGUUGGAUGAAAUUUUUGAUCGAAUGGAUGCCAACAGCGACGGAAAAGUUACCUUUGAUGAGUUCAAAGCCGCCAUGCAGAGAGAUAGCUCUCUUCAAGAUGUAGUCCUCUCCUCUCUUCGGCCACUAUAGCUAGUCUUCCCAUAAUCAAACUUCCACUCUUCUAAUAGUUUUGAAUCUUUCUUAUGUUAAGAUGCAAUUGGUGAAGAACAAUGACAAAAAAAACUCA